This is a messenger RNA of Oppia nitens, 2138 nucleotides long. RefSeq names its product LIM domain-binding protein 2-like. Gene Ontology annotation, molecular function: LIM domain binding. Gene Ontology annotation, cellular component: transcription regulator complex; nucleus. The record is from RefSeq and is a predicted model, not a curated record. NCBI's taxonomy places the organism in Eukaryota, Metazoa, Arthropoda, Arachnida, Sarcoptiformes, Oppiidae. The coding region runs from base 335 to 1906 and encodes 523 amino acids. The transcript is spliced from 6 exons. Gene Ontology annotation, biological process: nervous system development; positive regulation of transcription by RNA polymerase II; negative regulation of transcription by RNA polymerase II.
UAAUAAACACAACAAUAGCUGCUAUACAUUGAUCGGCCAUUACUGACAUUUGUAUUAUAUUUUGAAUCAUUAGUUGUAAUCACAAUCACAUCAUUUGAGUUGUGAUUUUGUCACUUCAUUAUCAUCUGACACAACACAACAUACAUACUGUCAUCACUUACAUCAUGUAAUAUCACAUCCGUAGUUAACCGCCGGACACGAUAACAAUUAGCUAAUUAGUUGUUUUGAGUGACCAGUUAUUGGUACGAGACUUGAAGUGACAGUCAAACAGAGCCUAAAGAUAUUGUUGAUUACAGAUGUGUUGAUUUGAUUGAAUGAAGUGUUGUUUGUGACAAUGAGACCAAUGUUUGCCAAUAAUAAUAUGUCUUCAUACGGCGGUAAUUCCCCGCAUCCACCGCACGGUUCCAUUCCUCCGCCAGCGAUACCGUCACCGCACGCCCCGCAGCCGCCGCAACCACCAUAUCUUCAACAACCUCAACAUAUGCCUCAUCCAUCGCAUCCGCAUCCGACACAUGGAUCCAUUCCUCCGCCACAGGAUGGCAUUUAUACUUCGCCGAUGAUGUAUAGCAAUGGACGCCAUACACCAUACUUCGGUCAACCAGAUUAUCGGGUCUACGAAAUGAAUAAACGAUUCCAACAGAGAGCAGAGUUAUUUUUAAAUCAAGAAAAUGAUAAUCUCUGGUGGGAUGCGUUCUCCACUGAAUUUUUUGAAGACGACGCCACACUUACGCUAACGUUUUGUUUAGAAGACGGACCCAAACGAUAUACGAUCGGUCGAACAUUGAUUCCCCGAUACUUCCGCAGUAUCUUUGAAGGCGGUGUUACAGAAUUGUCAAUAAAUAUGAAACACACAAAAGAGUCGUUUCAUAACACGACCAUUACGUUAGACUGUGACCAGUGCUCUAUGAUUACACAACACGGAAAGCCAUUUAAGCCAAUGAAUGCUUUUCCUGGGCCACCCAAUGAUCCAAAUAAGGAUCAAUUAGCUAAAGAAAAUUCAGUAAUAGUAUGUACUGAGGGUCGGCUAAUAUUGGAGUUUACUUUUGACGAUUUAAUGCGAAUCAAGUCAUGGCAUUUUGCCACUCGUAAUCACCAUGAAUUAAUACCACGCGGUUUGUUUGCAAUGCAAGCCCAACAGGAUCCGACAUCUUUGGAAACAUUGUCGAAAAAUAUUACUCGACAGGGACUGACCAAUUCGACACUUAACUACUUAAGGCUAUGCGUUAUAUUGGAGCCGAUGCAGGAACUGAUGGCCAGACAUAAAGCCUAUUCAAUGAAUCCUAGAGAAUGUCUGAAAACAGUAUUAUUUCAUAAAUGGCAGCGUAUGGUAGCGCCACCGGAGACAACUCGCGCACCGAGUAAGCGAAGAAAGCGGAAAUCGUCGGCAAACGCGGGAACGACAGGAGGGGCCGGAAAGAAAAAGAACAACAACGCGGCAAACAUGAGUCCGGGUCCGCCUAAUUUCACUCUUGCAUCGCAAGACGUUAUGGUUGUCGGCGAGCCAUCACUUAUGGGCGGAGAAUUUGGCGACGAAGACGAAAGACUUAUUACAAGACUCGCAACUAAUAUUCAAACAGAGAACCACCAAUUUGAUCCCAACGUGGCUAAUGUAACGAAUGGCCUGGAAGAUGGUGACGAUUUUGGCCCAAUGGGUGGACCACAUGGCGGGCCACCAGGAAAUGGACCACCACCAGGUUGGCCAGGUGGUCAUCCACAAGGACCUCCAAUGAAUCCCAAUUCCGGGCCUCCAUUAUCUAAUAUCAACAAUGGUCAUUCAUCACACGGUCCCGGUUCGCAUGGUCCGGGAUCUCAUGGUCCCGGAUCUCAUGGUCCCGGUUCUCAUGGUCCGGGUUCUCACGACGACAAAAAGCAAUCUCCAAAUAUAACAUUAAUUAAGUCUGAAUGAUCUGAUCUGAAAAAAUCUUAGUCGCAAAUUAUAGAGAUAAUGCAAUAUAUGUUUACAAAAAAGCAUUGAUGAGGUGAUGGUUAAUAUCCACAAAAAAACUCGACAUUAAUUUUAUUGACCAAAUACAACAUAAACAUUACAAACACAAUAACAGAUUUUUUUAUAAAUAUUAUUUAUAAACACAAAAAAGAUAAUUUGAAUUUAUUAAAGCUUAUAAUUUAUUAUAUAAUAU